CCGGUCUCUAGGAGGAGUCCUGGGGCACAGAGGCGGCACCUUAGAUCUUGGCCUCACUGCAUCAGGGGACCAAGGGUGGCACAGGGCACCUCUGCUGUGAUUGUGUUUUCUUUCCAGGUUCGCAAAUCUGCUUUUGUCUUUGGUCUGUGACUUAAGGUCUCAUCGCAGAACAAAAUGGGAGAUGCUGAAGCAGGCAAGAAGAUCUUUGUUCAGAAAUGUGCUCAGUGCCACACGGUGGAGAAAGGUGGGAAACACAAGACUGGUCCAAACCUCUGGGGCCUUUUCGGCCGGAAGACAGGACAAGCACCAGGAUUUUCUUACACCGAUGCAAACAAGAAUAAAGGUAUUGUCUGGACAGAAGCAACUUUAAUGGAAUAUUUGGAGAACCCAAAGAAAUUCAUCCCUGGCACUAAAAUGAUCUUUGCUGGUAUCAAAAAGAAGAGUGAGAGAGAAGAUCUUAUUCAGUAUUUGAAACGGGCAACAUCCUCAUGAAUUAGAAGUACAGCUUCAAAAAUACUAGUUCUCAAUUUCAAAUAUUGUUCUUAAUAAGAAGCAAUUUCUGCUCUUUCUUGAUCAGCCUGUAGUAA
Molecule: messenger RNA, 587 nt
Organism: Microtus oregoni (creeping vole)
Lineage: Eukaryota; Metazoa; Chordata; Mammalia; Rodentia; Cricetidae
Product: cytochrome c, testis-specific
Exons: 3
Coding region: 175-492 (105 amino acids)
Biological process (GO): mitochondrial electron transport, cytochrome c to oxygen; mitochondrial electron transport, ubiquinol to cytochrome c
Cellular component (GO): mitochondrial intermembrane space
Molecular function (GO): heme binding; electron transfer activity
Source: RefSeq, a predicted model, not a curated record